Messenger RNA from Nematolebias whitei (Rio pearlfish), 1614 nucleotides. It is a transcript of the gene hoxb3a, whose product is annotated as homeobox B3a. Gene Ontology annotation, cellular component: nucleus. The record is from RefSeq and is a predicted model, not a curated record. NCBI's taxonomy places the organism in Eukaryota, Metazoa, Chordata, Actinopteri, Cyprinodontiformes, Rivulidae. Gene Ontology annotation, biological process: regulation of transcription by RNA polymerase II. The transcript has 3 exons. Gene Ontology annotation, molecular function: RNA polymerase II cis-regulatory region sequence-specific DNA binding; DNA-binding transcription factor activity, RNA polymerase II-specific. The coding region runs from base 181 to 1614 and encodes 477 amino acids.
AGACGGGCCGAGGACGCACGGAGAGCUGCUGGUGCGGGAUGGAGCGGAGCGAGCUGUGCGUCAGAUUGCAGGAGACCGUUGGAGAGAGGCUGUCACGUGACCCCCGGUACCAAAUGGUCUUCCGGCCGUGGUUUUCAUUAAGGACUGGAGCACAACAAGAAGCUGCCGCCUCCCUCAGACAUGCAGAAGACAACGUACUACGACAACUCUCCAACACUCUUUGGUGGCUACUCUUCAUACCAGGUGCAAGGAGCCGGAGCGGCCCCUGCCAAUGGCUUUGGGGGCUACGAUGCCCCCGUCUCAGUGUCCCACCAACAGCCUGCCUUCCAGUCAGCCACCCAUCUGGAUGUGGAGUCGUACCAGCACUCUGCCUGCUCCUUGCAGUCUCUGGGCAGUAAUGGUGGUCACCAGCAGCAGCUAGCCAAGACCAAGGAGCUGAACGGCAACUGCAUGAGGCCCAGCCUGCCGCCUGAGCACCACCCUGCCGCCCAGGUGUCCCCCCCACUGCCCCCAAAUCCCAGCAACGGUAGCGCUACAGCUCCGCAACCAGGGGGCAGCACUGGGCCCUCUGCCGUCUCCAAGUCAGGCCUCAAUAAGUCAUCAAUCUCCUCUUCCUCUUCAUCAUCUUCCACGUCCUCCUCAUCUUCUCUGCCACCCAACCCAACGCUGGCAAAGCAGAUCUUUCCCUGGAUGAAAGAGUGUCGACAAACCAUCAAGCAGAAAAAUGGUUCUCCCAGCAACAACUCUGGCAAUGCAUCAGCAGGAACUGAGAGUGGCAGCGGCGGGGAGAAGAGUCCCACUGGAGGCUCCUCAGCGUCAUCGAAGCGAGCUCGAACGGCCUACACCAGUGCUCAGCUUGUUGAGCUAGAGAAGGAGUUCCACUUCAACCGGUACCUGUGCCGCCCACGGCGUGUGGAAAUGGCCAACUUGCUCAACUUGUCCGAACGUCAGAUCAAGAUCUGGUUCCAAAACCGACGCAUGAAGUAUAAAAAGGACCAGAAGUCAAAAGGUUUGAGCUCCAGCUCUGGAGGACCAUCACCAACGGGCUCCCCUCCUCUGCCCAUGCAAUCUUCUGCCAGCUUCCUGAACUCAAUGCAUCCCAUGGGAGGUGGAGGAGGGGGGGUGCCUGCCUACGACACCCCUUCUCCACCAACAUUUGGAAAGCUCCAUCAAGGAGUAUCUUAUUCUAUGUCCACUGCCUAUUCCAAUGUUCCUAUGAAGGGCUGCCCCACCCAGAAGUAUGGUGCCCCAGAUCCAGACUAUGGUGACCCCCACCAUAGCUUAGUGCAGUCCAACAAUGCUGGCUAUGGGACACCUACUAACAUGCAAGCCAGUCCAGUCUAUGUUGGGGGUGGCAGCUACGUAGAACCCAUGCCUGGCUCGGGUCCCUCCAUGUAUGGGCUAAAUCACCUUGGUCCCACACCGCCCCACCACCAAAACAUGGACUACAAUGUCGGAGGGUCUAUGUCAACCGCCAACCAGCACCAUGUGGGUGGAGGGGGGCCCCAGGGUCCCUGUGAUCCACCCACACACCCGACUUACACUGAGCUGUCAGCGCACCAUACCUCAACUCAGGGCAGAAUCCAAGAAGCACCCAAGCUCACCCACCUGUAG